Messenger RNA from Salvia splendens (bonfire salvia), 2479 nucleotides. RefSeq names its product auxin efflux carrier component 3. Lineage: Eukaryota; Viridiplantae; Streptophyta; Magnoliopsida; Lamiales; Lamiaceae. The transcript has 6 exons. Gene Ontology annotation, cellular component: endoplasmic reticulum; plasma membrane. The record is from RefSeq and is a predicted model, not a curated record. Gene Ontology annotation, biological process: auxin export across the plasma membrane; auxin polar transport. The coding region runs from base 78 to 1988 and encodes 636 amino acids. Gene Ontology annotation, molecular function: auxin efflux transmembrane transporter activity.
CUCAACCACAGUCCUAUACCUCUCCCCCAAUCUCUCUCUCCUCUCUCAGUAACAGUGUAUAACCGUUUCUAAAAAAAAUGAUAACCUGGCACGACCUCUACGUGGUCCUAACCGCCAUGGUUCCACUCUACGUAGCCAUGAUCCUUGCCUACGGCUCGGUGAAAUGGUGGAAGAUCUUCACCCCGGACCAAUGCUCCGGCAUCAACCGUUUCGUGGCCGUGUUUGCCGUUCCCCUCCUCUCCUUCCACUUCAUCUCCCUCAACGACAUCUACGCGAUGAACUUCCGGUUCAUCGCGGCCGACUCCCUCCAGAAAGUGAUCAUGCUGAUCGCCCUGGCCGCGUGGGCCAACCUCACCAAAAACGGCACCCUGGAGUGGUCCAUCACCAUCUUCUCCCUCUCCACCCUCCCAAACACCCUCGUCAUGGGCAUCCCCCUCCUCAUCGCCAUGUACGGCAACUACUCCGGCAUGCUCAUGGUCCAGCUCAUCGUCCUCCAAUGCAUCGUCUGGUAUACCCUCCUUCUCUUCCUCUUCGAGUUCCGCGCCGCCAAGAUGCUCAUCUCCGAGCAGUUCCCCGAGACCGCCGCCUCCAUCGUCUCCUUCAAGGUCGAAUCCGACGUCAUCUCCUUGGACGGCCAGGAUUUUUUGGAGACCGACGCCGAGAUCGGCAACGACGGCAAGCUCCAUGUCACCGUCAGAAAAUCCAACGCCUCGCGCCGGUCUUUCUCCGGGAUCACUCCGCGGCCUUCCAAUCUCACCGGCGCAGAGAUUUACAGCCUCAGCUCGUCCAGGAAUCCGACGCCGAGAGGCUCCAAUUUUAACCACUCCGAUUUCUACUCGAUGAUGGGGAUGGGGAGGUUGUCGAAUUUCGGAAACUCCGAUACCGGUAGAAUGUCGAAUUUCAACAUUGCUGAUUUGUAUUCCGUUCAGUCGUCGAGGGGGCCCACGCCUCGCCCGUCGAAUUUCGAAGAGAACGCGGCUCCCGGAGGCCUCAUCAAUUCUCCGAGAUUCGGCUACUUCCCGCCGCAGCCGGCGCCCACCUCUUACCCGGCUCCCAAUCCCGAAAUCGCUUCCGCUCUGCCAAAAAGCAGCGCCAAGGCACUGACGCAUCCUCAAAUUCAAACACAAACUCAAACUCAAUCGCAACAAACUAAGGCCAACCACGACGCAAAAGAGCUCCACAUGUUUGUGUGGAGCUCAAGCGCAUCACCGGUGUCUGACGCCGCUGGGCUACACGUGUUCGGCGGCCCAGACUCCGAACAAUCCGGGCGGUCCGAUCCUGGCGCCAAGGAAAUCCGCCUCAUGGUUACUGAUAAUCCCCAAAAUGGGGACACCAAAGAAGGAGCUCCGCAAAGUGGCGAGGCAGGGCGGGAGAACUUCACCUUCGGCGGCGACGAGGAGAAAGAAAAGGAAGGCGCUGCAGUGCCGGCGGAGAUGGAGGUGAAUGCCGGUAGCGUGCUCGGCGGCGGCGGCGUAAAACACAUGCCUCCGGCAAGUGUCAUGAUGCGCCUUAUCUUGAUUAUGGUUUGGCGUAAGCUUAUCCGAAACCCCAACACCUACUCCAGCCUCAUUGGCCUAAUUUGGUCGUUAGUCUCUUUUAGGUGGAAUGUGAAAAUGCCUGCAAUUGUAGAUGGGUCGAUCAAAAUUCUCUCAGAUGCCGGUCUUGGAAUGGCUAUGUUUAGUUUGGGUCUGUUUAUGGCCCUUCAACCGAAGAUAAUCGCAUGUGGCAACUCCGUUGCUACCUUCGCGAUGGCAGUGAGGUUUCUCACCGGCCCGGCAGUGAUGGCCGCCGCCUCCAUCGCCGUCGGCCUACGUGGCACCCUUCUACACAUCGCAAUUGUGCAGGCUGCGCUUCCACAAGGCAUUGUUCCAUUUGUUUUCGCUAAAGAAUACAACGUCCAUCCGCAAAUUCUCAGCACUGCGGUUAUUUUCGGAAUGUUGAUCGCGUUACCGAUUACACUCGUCUAUUAUAUUAUUCUUGGCCUAUGAAGUAAUUCAAAGUGAGAAUAGGUCGAGGGUAAUGAUAUCACUCAUAUGGAUAGCAACGAUUUUCAAGGUUGGAGCUUUGAGUGAUUAGAAGAAGAGAGAGAGAAUCUGUGCUUCUUCAAUUCCCAGAAACUUGGAGAAAGUUGUAGGUAUUUGAUUUUAGAUAAUAUGAGUCCCUGAUGAUGAGGAUCGUGGCUCCAGUUUCAGACAACAAAAAGUCCAUGGAUGAUGAAAAAUAAAGUGGGCUAAUACUUGUGGAUGGGGGACAUUGCUGAGGCAAUCAAGGAGCCAAAAUUUAGGAUUAAAUUAAUUAGUAGUAUUAAUCUUUUCAUCAUCUAAUAUACUAGUAUAUUUUAUAUUCCUCUUUGCUCCACGCUUUCUGCUCUUUGUGUUUAUUAUUGAAUUUUGUGAUGACUGUAUUCGUUUUUGUUGCUUUCUUGAGAAUUAAUGUAAAUUUCUUCUAGAUCCAUUAUCAAACAUUUGAAUUUUUAUCA